UUUCUAACAUGUCUAAUGGCUGUCGAUUCGGCCUUUUAUUGUUCGAGCCGUUAUUCACACAGUACAAGCAUUAGAUGACAUGGAGAAAUAGUACGCGAAUAUGCGUUCAAUUUCGACAUCGUCAUCAUCGCGGGGUGUUUUGAAUCUCCUUCCACCGUUUUUAAUCCAGAAUUUUCUUCUUUAUGUGUGUAAGUUUAUGAAAGUGACUAUGAACUAACAGUGAAGAUUACAGAAGAGAAGCCAGGAGCAAUAUCUACAACAAAAUUUCAAGUGCAACUGGCAACUGGUUAUAAGAAUGGAUCACUCGCAAAGCACCGAUGUCCCUAUCUCUAACUGGAAGUGGGGUUACGCUAUCCUCCUCUCCAAAUUCGUGAUCAAUAUUUGGGCUGGCAUUCCCAAAUCCUUCGGCGUUCUCCUUCCUGAGAUGGUUGAUAGAUUCAGCGCGAAUUACGCCACUUUAGGAUUUAUCUGUAGUCUUCCCGGCACAAUCACGCUCUUUUCAGGCCCCUUUGCUUCCUUGGUCCUCAAGCUCGUUGAUCAACGUGUUGCUGCUAUGUCAGGAGCUGUAAUAAUAGGAGUGUGUCUAAUAUCAUGUGGCUUCACCUACAAUAUCACUGCUUUCGGUAUACUUCUUGGACUUACAGGUGUCAGAUCUUUUGUAUAUUUACCAAUUACGCUCCGGUUGAACCAAUAUUUCAAGGAGAACUUUGUUUUGAUCAACACCGUAGCAUCCUUCGGUGUAACAACGGGGAUAAUGUUCUUACCUAUCAUUACCGAACGAUCGCUGGAAGCUUAUGGUUAUCAUGGAGCGUUUCUGAUACUUGGUGGAAUCAUGCUACAUAUGGUUGCAGCGGCAGCCGCCAUUCGGAAACCGAUGUACAAGACCACAGGCCACAUCACUAAACAGGCUGCUUGUGAUAGAGAUACAUCAGAGAUCGACUGUCAUGAACUUUGUGAUGCGAAGAAAUGUAGCUUAAACAUUGAAGGAAGCAAACAAGCUCAAGGGACGACGAAAUGUGGAGCAAAUAGGGAUACGACUGAGGUUGUUGCAGAAGUUAGUUGGCAUCACGCAGGAAACACUUGUUCUACUGCGAAACAUUUCAAGGACCUAAACAAUGAAAAUGGAGUAAAACGGUGUCAAGAUGAUGAAGGGAUAGCACAUGACGAUGACAUUAACCGAAAUGAGCAGGAAAAUAUUCCUUUGGUAGAUAAUGGAAGCUAUCCUGACCAUGCAGACAUGCCCAAUAAAAAGCUUGACACGUUGACUUCUACUGAUGCUAAUCAAGAUCAUGAUGACGGUUCUCAGAAUGCAUUCUGCUCGCUAUUAAUAUCACGCUGUAAACUCUUCGUGACCAAUGAAAUGCUAUUCUUGAUGUGCAUCCCAUCGAUUUUCUUUUAUGUCUAUGGUUUCGACGCUUGGGUAUUGUUCCUGGUGCCUCACGCAGAAGACCUUGGAAUCAGUUCAUCUAAGGCCGUUUUCCUGUCUUCAGUUGGUGGUGUCGGUGGGCUAAUUGGCAGAUUGAUUGCUAUCUUUUUACUCUUUAAGAAAAUUGACAUGAUCAAAAUCUACAUCAUAGUCGGUUUUAUAAACAGUUUGACCUUUUUCUUGGAUUUCAUCGGUGAAUCGUUCCUCGUUCGUUCAGUCUGGGCAUUCAUCCAGGCGGUCUGCUUUUUCAUACAGGACACGUCCGGUGCAACGUAUCUGAAAUUUGUUUUGAGAGAUGAAAGCAACUUUAGUUUCGGCCUUGGGCUGAUAAUGCUUGUUCAAGGUUGUGGCAGUAUCUCUUCCGGAGUUUUCACAGGCACCUUACUGGACGUCACUCAGUCCUACACCAAAGUCUUCAUGAUAACUGGAAUCAGUAGCGCAUGCUGCACCGUCAACGUAAUAGUAAUAUUUAUACUCUUAAAAGGGAGAUUGGGUUCAUAAAUGACGAAGCCAGCAUCUCUGAUGAAUACACCAUAUCAGCAAAAAAAACCCGACUUAAUUAAUUUUACCAAGGGGCAUUUUUAAAAUAAUUCUGCCACUCUUAUCUAUGAAAAUAUGAAAGUUUGAAAAAUUACAAAAAACCCUCAAUAAUGUUUAGCAUCUCGAGUUUGAGCGUAAUGUAUUUUUAUGUACUACAUCAUCAUAUCGCAUCAUUAUUUUAAAGUGAUGAGUCUGAAGCUAAUGGAAUCAUAAAAUGAGAAGUUGAGAUAUUACGCAGAAAUUCAAAAAGAAGAAGAAACGUUGGAUGAAUAAUAUUAAUUUACUGAUCCGUUAGGUCCAUGUGGGGGUGAAUUCUCAUUUGUUGGCCUGCUUCUCAGAUAGUCCAAGCUAGUGCCGCCCGAGUGAAUGAAUGAAUAACAGCUUAUGACAUGAUCGGCCCGUCAUAGGAAAGCAGACUAGAAUGUAUAACAGCUAAACACGCACACUCAUACGCUUACCUUUUUACAUUAUUUCUUUUGGCCACCGGGUGCUGAUUUUGUGCACCCAGCUUUUAUCUGUUUAAUUUAAAGAGAUAUUUUUACAAAUAUCAUGAAAAGGGCUGAAAUGAAAAUUUAGUUAGAUUAUAUUGUUAUCAUCAUUGAAAUCAUUAUCAUCUUCAUAUUGACCAUGUUGACGGCUGUGCGUUAUUUAUCAGUAGUUCGUUAUGAGUAAAUUAUUAAGCAAAUA
Messenger RNA from Lytechinus variegatus (green sea urchin), 2653 nucleotides. RefSeq lists its product as uncharacterized. Gene Ontology annotation, molecular function: monocarboxylic acid transmembrane transporter activity. The coding region runs from base 296 to 1927 and encodes 543 amino acids. The record is from RefSeq and is a predicted model, not a curated record. The transcript has 5 exons. NCBI's taxonomy places the organism in Eukaryota, Metazoa, Echinodermata, Echinoidea, Temnopleuroida, Toxopneustidae. Gene Ontology annotation, biological process: transmembrane transport.